Messenger RNA from Effrenium voratum, 922 nucleotides. The record is from the annotation of a GenBank genome assembly. Lineage: Eukaryota; Dinophyceae; Suessiales; Symbiodiniaceae.
GCCCGUCCACGACGUCGGCCAGAAGCGGGUUUGCCAACCCGACUUCUACGACGUGCUGGGUCGCCUCGACCCUACAAGCACUCUUCGCCACCGGCGCCACGGCCGACGUCGUGACUGGACACGCUUCCAGCCCCGCACGCCCUCCCCACUGCGCGCUCUGCGUGCUGAAGGCAACCCGCAACGCAAGCCGGCACCCAAGCCAUCCCCCGACCUGCUCGCAUUGUGGGGCGUCUGGCUCCAGAGCGUAGGGCGUCACGUCACAGAGCAGGAGGCGUUCCACGAAGACUCUUACGUGCCUCGCUGCGGCAAACCAGGUUGUGCCUGGAAGCACGGCGCCGUCGAGCGCGAGCUAGUGGCAGACGUCCACCCGCCCGGCGCCCGCUUGACGCAAGUGGACUUGACGCACCUCCUCCUCGAGGAGAAUCCCUUCUCCUUCGAGACCGUCCACCUCUGUGCGUGCAACUGCGGCUACAGCAGCACACGUUGCACCGCCCGCGCUUUCGGCCCCGGCCGAGUCCUUGCCCUGCGGGUCAACCGCCCCCGCGGCCAAGAGAGCGCGCUGGACACGCCGUUGACCCUCCGGCUGAAAGGCCGCGACUUUCACCUACGGGCAACGGUGUGCCGACUGGGCAAGAGCGAGGAGUCAGGGCACUACAUGACUUUCGUGCCCCUUGACAAAGGCGAACGGUGGCUGUCGUACAAUGACAGCGACGUACAAGUGUGCGCACCGCCGCCGCUCAACCGCACGCGCUCCCGCCUGCUGUUCUACGAGGCAGUGGAGUGCGCGGGCGUGCUGCCAGCGCCGCGGGGAGGGCCGGAAGACCGCUUGCCUGCAGGCAGCCGGUCGAACACCACCGCGGACACCGAGCUGGACGAGUCCAGCCGCGGCCCUAGCGCGGAGAACAUCCGCUCUAGAGACUGA